Geodia barretti is the source of this 2092-nucleotide messenger RNA. NCBI's taxonomy places the organism in Eukaryota, Metazoa, Porifera, Demospongiae, Tetractinellida, Geodiidae. The record is from the annotation of a GenBank genome assembly.
CCCGCUCUUCCCCACCGCGGCAAUUAGUGAAGCCGGUACAGCGGCCAAAUAGACUACCUUAGUCAACGGCAACCUAACUAGCCGGCUUCCGCGCUAACUCAAACACCGCAAACUGGUUGCUUUUGCUUCCUUUUCGCUCUAUAUAGUAGAUCAAGUGACCAUGUUUUACCAUUGUACGCGCACUUAAAUACUUGCGCGGAAAGAGACACGCCCCUUUACUAACUGCUGACUCAGCACUAAGUGCGGUGGUCGUGGCUUCCGCGAGGUGAAGGGGCCCAAUGGCGGUGGUGCGAAGCCUUGCAGGCCACUCCAACUACGUCUGGACGGCCAGCUUCUCGCUGGACGGCUCACACGUGGUCACGUGCUCCUCGGACGAGACGGCGCGCGUCUGGAACCUUGCAGACGGCGGCUCAACGGCAAGUAUGCAAACAAACACAACACAACAGCUAGACAUUCACAUUUUACAGUUUCCAGGGGGACCCCUGGGACAUCAGUUUUGUCGAUCACGUGACGCUCACGUGAUAUUCCGCGCAUGCUCACAACACACGUACAGGUAGCCACACUGAGAGGUCACAACGGGGUCGUGAGGGCGUGUCAGUUUUCUCCUGACUCUCGUCUCAUAGCAACAUGUUCUUGGGACAAGACCAUAAAGGUCUACUUCACUCAAAACUUUCAGCUGGCAUACACACUACAAGGUCACAAGUUCGGAGUCACUGACUGCGAAUUCUCACCGUCCGGGAGCCUCCUAGCAACGACCAGUUGGGACGACACAGUCGGACUGUGGGACGUCGAAACAGGACAAUUAGUCCGCAGUCUCAACGGUCACAGUAGCGCUGUGUCUUCAUGCUCGUUUGGAGUUGGAGGCAGCUUCCUCGCGAGUGCGUCAUGGGACGGGACGGUACAGGUAUGGGACAUGUCGACGAACUCUCCGGCCGUCACUCUGAUUGGUCACGAGGAGUCGGUGUACGACGUGGCUUGCAGCCCAGUGGAGCCGGGAAUCCUGGCUAGUUGCGGCAGGAAGGGAAUGGUGGCCUUGUGGGACGCAAGAAGUCGAGGCCACCCAGAGAGUUUCCAAGGAGACCAACUGUCUUGUUUCUCCCCAAACGGCUCACAGCUGGCGUCUGGCAACGACCUCUGCCAGCUACAGCUCUGGGACCUCCAGCAAGUCAAAGUGUCUUCAUUCCAGGCCGUUACCCCGGCAACCCUGUCCUCUCACUCCGGGGUAGUAUACGGGGUAACUUACUCCGGUGACGGAGCCUACCUCGCUUCGUGUUCAUCAGACCUAACCUGUAAGAUAUGGAGUCUAGCUGGUCAUCCAGCUAUUGCUGACUUGGCUGAUAGCUUAGCCUCCAUGCUUAGUAUUGGUAAGUAGCAAUACUCGAUUUUUACGUUUUUUCCAACUUGGAAAUAUUUUUGUGUUUUCGAAGUGUUGUACGGUUUUAGGAAGGUAAAAAACAAACAAACGUUUUCCAAAUCGAAAAAUAAGUUCAUAACAAGAAUUGAAUAAUGAUAAAAAAAUAUUAGUCGGAAAAGGAGGUAAUAAAAUAUUAACAGAAGCCACACCUAUUAUAAAGUUGAUAAAAAUCAGUGCAGGAGACAUUUUUCAAAAAUUUAAUUUCUAUAUACAUAUUAGAAUGACUUUAAAAGAAUGCUAAUUAAUUACUGUCGUCUUCCUCGAUCUGACAUCGUCCGGUGCAAAUGAAAUUAAAAACGUAUGCAAACCCGAUGAGGAUGAACACUAGGAUCAUCGCCAAGGCAACGAUCCAGCCGCAGAGAAUGAGGAACAGUAUCCAGCCAAAGAUGAGGAAGAUGGCGGUGAUGGGACCGGCCUUGUGGGGUUUGUACCACGCUCCCCCCGGGUCAGUGUGGAACACCUUCCAACAGCAACCAUGUGGACGCUCCUCUGCAAUGGGAGGUGGAGAGGAGAGGAGGUGCCGUGGUGGCCUCCUCGUCCUCGAAUCCACUAAACCUCUCCUCGGCACUCCCUCCUCCCAUCAUACGUCUCAGUGUCGGUCUGAUCGGUACUAUCAGUGGCAGGGCCUUCUUUGCCGCUUCCUACGGUCAACAGACGGAAUAAAUCACAAGACAGACU